This is a messenger RNA of Necator americanus (New World hookworm), 303 nucleotides long. RefSeq lists its product as uncharacterized. The record is from RefSeq and is a predicted model, not a curated record. The coding region runs from base 1 to 303 and encodes 100 amino acids. The transcript is spliced from 2 exons. Lineage: Eukaryota; Metazoa; Nematoda; Chromadorea; Rhabditida; Ancylostomatidae.
AUGCCAGCACCAGUGAUUUAUGGAGACCCAAAGAUUCGAUCGACCGACACUGGUUCUGUAUUCCUAGAGGUUGUCGUCACCGGUGCCGAUCCAUCGAAAACAAAAUGGAUGCUGAACGACAAGGAGCUGGAGCAGAACGAAUGCUAUGUCUUUGGGCACACCGACGAAGGAGGAAACAGAAAUAAACUAACAUGUGAAAUUAAGGUUCUCGCCCUCGUUUCCGAAACGGCACCUCCUUCGACAACUCGUUUUAUUUUUUUAUUCUUUGGAAAAGCAGUGCCAUAUCAAGGUAAUAGUAACUGA